CAUACCGAGAGUUUUAUUAACCAAACAACAGAGGUAGAGCAGAGAGCGAGGGCUAGCGGGAGAGAAGAGAGAAUGGCGACCACUGUAUCUGCAUGGGCGAAGCCUGGGGCAUGGGCCCUCGACUCGGAAGAACACGAAGCUAUGGAGCUUCUUCAGCAGCAGCAGAAGGACGACGCUAGUGAAAAGAGUGAUGGUCAUAUCGACUACGCCUCCAACUCCAAUCCCACCCACCAACAACCUCUCACCUCAGAUUUUCCUUCUCUCUCCGUCGCUGCUGCCACCAAAUCCAAGAAGAAGAAGGGCCAGACUUUCUCCCUUGCCGAAUUCAACACCGGCAACUCUGUCACCUAUGGUUCCGCCAAAGCCGCUCAGUCCAACCUAGCCAAGGGUCUCACCACCGAUGAGCUUCUCAUGCUCCCCACCGGCCCUCGCGAGCGCACUGCCGAGGAACUUGAGCGUGCUUCCUCCCGUGGAUUCCGUUCUUAUGGUUCCGGCGGCAUGCAUGAAAACGGCCGUGGUAGUAGGUAUUCUAACGGCGAUGAUGCUUCCAACCCUAGGUGGGGCUCUUCUAGGGUUUCCGAUGAACCCCGCAGGAACGGAAGUUUUCACAGGGAACCUGCUCCUUCCCGUGCUGAUGAGAUUGACGAUUGGGGUGCCGCAAAGAAAUCUGUGGCUGCUCCGCCUCCGUUUGAGCGCAGAGAGAGGAGUGGUUUCUUCGAUUCGCAAUCUAGGGCUGACGAAUCGGACAGUUGGGUGACGAACAAGACCUUCGUUCUAUCCGAAGGACGAAGAGUGGGGUCAGGAGGUGGAUUUGAGAACCAUAGGGAUAGAAGGGGAGGUUUUGAGAUGUUUCAGAAGGAGUCGUCCCUCGGUAGCGGUGCAGAUUCGGAUUCUUGGGGGAAGAAGAGGGAAGAGGGCAAUGGAAGUGGAAGGCCGAGACUUGUUUUGCAGCCACGAACUUUGCCAUUGAGCAACGGCGAUCAGCAACAGCCUGGGUCCGUGACUACGACCAAAAGCAAGGGUUUGAACCCGUUUGGAGAGGCCCGACCAAGGGAGGAAGUUUUGGCGGAAAAAGGUCAGGAUUGGAAGAAGAUUGACGAGCAGCUCGAGUCGAUGAAGAUCAAGGAGGUUAAGAAUGGAGGUCCUGCUCAUAGUGAUGGCCCGUCGUUUGGAAAGAAGAAUUUCGGAACGGGGGACGGAAGGACAAGUCUACCUGAAGACCGGACGGAGAGAAGCUGGAGGAAGACAGAUUCAGUUGAUGUUCCUACCCCGAGUGCUAGUAAAACCAACGAUAAUGAAGGCGUUGCUGUAAACUGAGGAUGGAGAGAUUGUAGCAAUACGACUUUGGAGGCUGAGCUACAAAAAAACUUUUGCUGAAGAGGUGUCGGAUUGAUAAGAUUAUUAGUUUAUUAGUCCAAUUUUACUUUUGUUUUUUCUUCAAUUUUGUUUUAAUCCCAUCUGGGGGGUUUACUGUGGAAUUCGGGACAGCCAGUUUUUGUAGCUUUUUUUUUUAAGUAGCUUGUUUUUAUUAUUUUUUUAGGUUUGGACUCGUAUCUAGCCGAGAGAUGAGCGCACUCAAUUAUUUGUAUGCAUAUUGUUUCUAUAUUUUUUAAAUGAAGUUUCUGUGCUUAGCAGAUUUUGAUUCUAAUUUCGUGACAAAUAAAGCAAGAGAAAUUAUGUCCUUA
This is a messenger RNA of Nelumbo nucifera (sacred lotus), 1685 nucleotides long. RefSeq names its product eukaryotic translation initiation factor 4B3-like. Gene Ontology annotation, molecular function: translation initiation factor activity; mRNA binding. The record is from RefSeq and is a predicted model, not a curated record. NCBI's taxonomy places the organism in Eukaryota, Viridiplantae, Streptophyta, Magnoliopsida, Proteales, Nelumbonaceae.